UCUGUCGCCGAUUGCCGUAUUGUUGCCGUAUUGCAGUGUUGCAGCCUUUGCAGCUGGGCUUUUUGCAGAAUUUAUUAGAGGGUGAGUGUUUUAGUGCUAUUUGCUGCUUAAUUGAUUUAUAUAGGUACCAACCGUACCAACCACUGCAGCCUAUCAGUAGCUUGAAAAGGUACAAUGGCUGACUCUCUGGUCUCCUGUGACACCUUUGUGGCCUUGCCUCCUGCUACAAACAGAGGCUUCAUUGUGUUUGGCAAGAACUCUGACAGACCACAGGGUGAAGUGCAGGAAGUGCUACACUUCCCUGCUGCCACUCAUGAGGCAGGCUCCAAAGUACAGUGCACCUACAUCGAGAUAGACCAGGCAGCCUCCACACACGCUGUGGUGCUCAGCCGACCGGCCUGGAUGUGGGGUGCCGAGAUGGGCGCCAACGAGCACGGUCUCUGCGUGGGCAACGAGGCUGUCUGGACCCGGCUCCAGUCGGAUGACGAUAAGACCGAGAAACUGCUCGGCAUGGACCUGGUCCGUCUGGCGUUGGAGCGUGCGGCCACUGCCCGUGAGGGCUGUGAGGUCAUCACGGCCCUGCUGGCGGCUCACGGCCAGGGCGGUGCGUGUUCGGACACGGACACCAGCCUGGUCUAUCACAACUCGUUCCUGCUGGCCGACCGCGCCGAGGCCUGGGUCCUGGAGACGGCCGGACACCUGUGGGCCGCCAAACGCAUCACCGCUGGAGUGGCCAACAUCAGCAACUGCCUGACCAUUGAUACGGAGAUGGACCUGCAGCACCCGGACCUGCAGUCGGAGGCCAAGUCACGCGGACUCUGGGACGGCAGCGGAGAGUUCAGCUUCAAAAAGGUGUUUGCAAUGGAUGGAGAAUGGAAAGGCUGCAGUCGCCUCACCGAGGGGCGCAAACUCAUGGAGAAGCUCGCUGCCGACGGCAAAUUUGACGUGGAGAGCAUGCUGACGGUUCUGCGGGACGAGCCCUCUGGCAUCUGUCGUCCGUACGAUGACGCCUUCCACACGGCAGCCAGUCAGGUGUCGGUGCUGCCUCCUGCCGACUCGGCCCGACCGGCCUGCCACUGGUUCACGGGCACCCCCGACCCGCAGCGCUCCGUCUUCAAACCGUUUGUGUUCGUGGAUGGGGCGCGCGUGUCGCCCCACAUCCAGAGCCCAGAGAUCGAGAACGACCCGGCCAAGACGGUGCCGCGUUUCCAGCGGCCGGUGGACCGCGCUCACCGUCUGUACCGUCUGCACGCCGCGGCUCUGCGCGCCCGACCCGAGCGUCACGACGAAGUGCGCGUGCUCGAGCAGCGCUGUGUGCCCGAGCUGGACCAGUUCCUCGAGCAGUACACGGCCGACAAGGCGGGCGAACUCUGCGACCUCUUCAAGGACUGCAUCGAAAGCGAGCUGCAGUUCUACAAGUAGGCGCAGCGGGUGGCUUUGGCAGGCGCGGGAGGGGAACUUGAAGACCGGCUGAGUGAGGACGGACGGAAACUGCGGACAUGCGUGGAAGAGGGAUUGAUCUGAGAAUGGAGAGAGUUCUUUAAAACGGGAGUGGAACUAGUGAGUAGGGUGGAAGAUAGGGUGGCACUUUUGCUUGUAAGGAAUGUAGGUCGGCAUAUCUGCAGAAAUGGCAGGGAAUAAGACGUUGAGACGCUUUAGCUUGGAACCUCUGCUUAUGAAGGUUUAUUUGCCAUUCUUGCAAAAUGCUUCUCCCAACUGCAACAUCGCCACCAAAACUCUAUCACAAUGUUUACAACAUUAUGCUAUUUCAUGGGUCUUUUGGAAUUUGCAUUGACUGGUCAAUGGUCAUCAUCGUCCGCAUUUAGGAAAGCAGCAUUAAGGUUGAAACUCGUAUUCGGUGGCCGGUGCUGUGUGUGGUGUAGCUAUUGCAGUUUCGAUAGCAUUUGUGCUGCUACCAGCAACAUCGAAAGUGUGACACGAUAUCAAAAUGCGCCGACCAGGCUGAUUGUACCCGUCUGUGUUCGCCCGUUUCCCUCUCACGAAGAUCUGCAUUAUGGGCUCUGAUUGUGAAGCCCUCACCGCAUUAUAUCUGAGCUUAGAAUUUUGGCAGCGUGCUCUUUCCCAGCCGAAUUAUUGCACCGAUAUUGAGUCUACCAUUCGAUCAUGUAAGUCGGGAUAUGGUGAUUUUUGUUGUUCAGUGUGUUACGAACUUUUGCGGUUAGAAAUUUUCAGUUUCGGCAUCAAGAAGUACCGGAAUAACGAUAAAUGCCUUACUUUCUGAGCUAAUGUCUUUACUUAGACAUGAAUCAUUGGACAAGGUUUCAGAUAGUGUUUGUUUGUGCGGUGUUUGUAAUUGCAUUUUGGUGAUCUGGACUUGUCUGGGUACUUAAUUGUUCCUUAGCCAUGUGAUGGCUCAUUUAUGUGAUAUUGCUUUUGCGGAAACCGGGGCUGUCUCCUGAUCUUGCCACAUUUUGGUGUAUGAAGCCAAAAUGGAAUGCCUCCUUGCGGUUUAAAUGUAGUAAGGUACACAUUAGUAGAUAUGAUUUAUCGUAGAUCUGUAUACAAUGGGUCUGGUUUGACUUAGUUUGCAUGUUUUCAUCCGAUUCUGGAGUGGUCCAGGUAUCUAGAAUGUGUAUUGCACCGGGGGUGAUCGGUGAUGGCUACUUUUAUUGCAGUUUGUUCGAACUGUGCACUGAGGUUCGAGGUCGGCUUGAUAUGCGGUGAUACGCGUGAUAUUGGUGUAUUCUGUCUAGUCUGUCUCGCUUUAAUUGGUUGUCACGGUGACAAGGGCACAUUCCUGGCAAGCUAAGCGUGGAGCGGGUGAAGCGCGCGCGGCCGGAGCAGCCCUGUGUUGGCAAUCUCCCACCCCGCGCCCGGUCCCCGUCCCACUUUGACGGCUGCUUCAGUGGCAUUGCCUCAGCGUUAUGUCCAAUAAACACACAGCACGGUAA
Molecule: messenger RNA, 2912 nt
Organism: Amphibalanus amphitrite
Lineage: Eukaryota; Metazoa; Arthropoda; Thecostraca; Balanomorpha; Balanidae
Product: secernin-2-like
Exons: 9
Coding region: 175-1422 (415 amino acids)
Biological process (GO): proteolysis
Molecular function (GO): dipeptidase activity; cysteine-type exopeptidase activity
Source: RefSeq, a predicted model, not a curated record